AGUUUUGAAACAGCUGGAGGCACACUGCUUGGGAAAAAUUAUCCCCCUGGUGAGCAGCUCUACUGCUUUUUGUCAGUAACUUAGAUCGACAAACAUCUCAUCUCCACAUGAAAAGAGCCAUGUAUACAGAGUGCUGGGUGUGUCUGGAGGGAAAUGCUAUGCCAGGGAGGGGUGUGCUGUGUAAUUCAGUCCUAGGCCCUGUUUACAUGUUGCUAGGCAACAGAACUCCCAGUCUCAGCACUGUGCGUCUCCUGUACAUGUGAUCAGCACUGGAUUCACUUCAUCUGCUGUUUCUGGAGGGAGAGUGUCUGGCCUCCUCCAAGCCUCAACAACAUGUCUGAAGACCCCAAUCUAGAGAAGUUCCUGAAGGAUGUGGAUGAAGUCUCUGAUAUAUUACAAGGUCUAAAUUCUGAAGACACAUAUUCUCAAGAACAGGCCAUUUUGAAAGCCGAUCAAAAACUUGAACAUUUGAAGAAGAAAGAGGAUCAAAUUGAAUUAAGAGACAAGACUAACAGAACACUUAUUAAUAAAUCUGGCACUUCAACCCUUCCAUCUAAAUCUGAGAUAAGUCAAGAAAGCUUCAUUGCCAUUUUGGAAAAAGAUGCCAGUGAACGUGCUGACAAAAGAAGCCAGAAUAAGGAGCUUGCAAACGCACUAAAGGAUUUAGGAAACAAGGCAUUUGACAAAGGUGACUAUGAAACAGCAAUUCAAUGUUACAGUGAAGGGCUGGAGAAACUAAAAGACAUGCAGGUCUUAUAUACCAACCGAGCUCAGGCUUACAUAAAACUAGAAAAAUAUGAAAAAGCUAUUAGUGAUUGUGAAUGGGCAUUAAAGUGUGAUGAUAAGUGUGUGAAGGCUUAUGUGCACAUGGGAAGAGCUCACCUAAGUCUGAAAAACUAUGAGGAGGCAAGACAGUGUUAUAAGAUGAUUACAGACAUAGACAUUACCAAAGAGAAGCUUGUGAAAGGUUACCUGAGACAAGUGGAUUACCAGGAGAAGAAGGACAUUCAAGAGCAGAAAGCCUGGCAGGAUCUAGAGGCUGGGGUAGAAGAUGCAGUAUCUGUUACACAACUGCUUACAAAACUAUCCAAAGCAGGGCAGAGUCCCCUCUAUUACUCUGGAGGGAUACAGCUUCUUGUUCAAGCUGUAAAUGAUAGCACAGCACAAACUUUAUUUAGAACAAAAAAUGGAUUCAGUAUUAUAGCAGACAACUGUGUAAUAAAUAGAUGCUUACUCUCCAACCAAACAGAUACAAUAGUUUUUGAUUUGUGCCUUUCUGUUCUGUCCUUAUGGAAAGUAGUUUGCAAUGAAAAUGAAGAGAACCAACAUGUACUGAUCAGUCAUCCGAAUGCGAACAGCCAGAUCUUUUCAAUGCUGACCUCUGAGAUCCCUGAUGUACAGAACAAGACUUUCAAUCUUUUUGAUGUCUAUUCCACACAAGAAGAAGGAAGGUCAUUACUUUUGAACUACUUCAAGCCAUCUAGGCUGUUUGAAAGCCUCAUCAAAUGUGGAACAUUAAAGGAUGUAAGAGGAUGUACAGCAAUGGAUAUAUUAUUCAGUCUAACACAGGAGGAAAGGCUGCGAUCUUAUUUCAGGACCAAUUUUAAAUCAGAAUUAUUGCCCUCACUUAUUAUUUUCCUGAAAACCCUGUAUUUAGCUCUGGUGAAUAUGAAAGCCUGUCUUCAAGCAAUUGCUGUAAUGGGACAUCUUACUGAAGAUACGUUUAUAAGGAGGAAAAUGGCAGCUUCAUUGGAGUACUGGGAUUCCUGUUUACUGCUUGUGGAUAAAUGCAACUCCCCUGCUCUUGGAGAUGGCCAUAAAGAUGCUCUGACUGCAAUACUUGGACUGUUAUUCAACUUAUCACUUGAAGAAAAUUCAGAAAUCAAGGAGCGAGGAGUUGAUAUCAGUAGAAGAUGUUUGUCUCUGCUUAGCAAUAAAGAUGGAAUUAUUCUAACUAGAUCGGUGGGCAUUCUUAGCAGGGUUCUCCCACAAUGUCCUGCAGCAGUAGAAAUGGCGGUUCAAGAAGGCAUUGUUAAAAAGCUCAUGAAAUUUCUUAAGACAGGUGGAAAAAAGACUUCACAAUAUUCCGUAAAGGUGCUUGCUGUUUGUACCAAAGAGGACACUCAAGCGAGGAAAGAAGUUUAUAAGUAUGAUAAAAAUUUUGUCACCCUGGUAAACCUGCUGCGAUCUGAGGAUGAGAUCACUAUUGGAAACGCUGCGCUGUGCUUAGGAAAUUGCUUUGAUCUACCUGGAGCAGCCUCUACCUGGUUGCAGCCUGAUAUUCUGAAGCUACUUCUGACCCAUGCUGGUGGAGACUCCAAGAGACCCUCUGUACAGCGGAACGCAGCUAUAGCACUAGGGAAACUCUGUUCUGCAGAGCCAAGAUACAUGGCGCAACUUCGGGAGCUUCAUGGAAUUGAGAUUUUAAACUCUUGUAGGAAAUAUGUAUGCAAGGGACCACAGCAGUGUUAACAGCUCAAGAGUACAGAUUUUAUAAAUAGAUUAAGUUAUAUUUUUUCAAAUGUUUUUUCUCCUGUUUAUAAAAAAAAGAAACAUUGUUGUUACAAUUGUUAAAACUAUAGGAGCAUUCUUUUUGAAGGACCACUACCUGUAUAUUUUUUAUGUGCAUUCAUUUCUGUACUGUUAUAUUAUCACAAUGUAAUAACAAUCUGAGGCCACUUACAAAACCAAUAAAAACUAGUUUGG
Molecule: messenger RNA, 2706 nt
Organism: Hyla sarda
Lineage: Eukaryota; Metazoa; Chordata; Amphibia; Anura; Hylidae
Gene: TTC12
Product: tetratricopeptide repeat domain 12
Exons: 23
Coding region: 334-2472 (712 amino acids)
Molecular function (GO): protein binding
Source: RefSeq, a predicted model, not a curated record